This is a messenger RNA of Ceutorhynchus assimilis (cabbage seed weevil), 1577 nucleotides long. The record is from the annotation of a GenBank genome assembly. Lineage: Eukaryota; Metazoa; Arthropoda; Insecta; Coleoptera; Curculionidae.
AUUUUAGUUCUUCAAUCUCGAACCUAACUCACGGUUGUCUGUCAAUCUGAAACUCGAUUUUUGCUCGAAAAUUCAGAAAGAUCUGCUAGGAGAAAGGCCAGGAGCUGCUAUUUGCGAGCUUUUAAUAGGGGCAAGGGGCAAGUGAACGCCGAUCUACUCUUGAGAUCUGCUUGAAACAAGAAAAACAGUACAAAUGAACACCCUUCAUAACUAAUGUUCGGGUUGAUUCAGAUUAGAAGCAAGCAAAAUUUCCUGAACCAGUUCAACUACUCCUGCAGUGUUCGACAUUUCUUAACACUGCGAUUUUCGACGGUGCACGUGCAUAUGAAAACCGAACCGGAGCAAGCGCAAACUCGCACUGUCCGAAACACAAAUCAGUUGACUCCUACUCCUGUCAGUUCUGCGCUUGGGUCAUUUGAAAGAAAAAUUUCCUUUUAAUUUACUUGUUGAUGUAAAUUAUAAAAACGAACUCAACAAAAGCAGUAUUUGAGAUUAACUUAAAAUGAUGAGUGAACAAGGAAUUUUAGAGGAAAGAGCUUACUUUUUAUCUGUUAUAAAUACAUUUAAAAACUAUAGAAAUCUCUCAUAUAAUCGAAUUCAACACAAAGAAAAAUGCCUAGGAUCGUUGUCGGAUCAUCACAAAAAAUGGCUGUCAAACUGCAGCGAAGAUUUAAACAAAUUAAAAGAGGGAGUGGACAAAAAUUACGAAUUUAUCCCUUUAGUUCUCAAACACGCCUAUACAAUGUUCGAUAAUGCUUAUUCAAAUACUCCAGUUCCAAUAACACCCACCGAUCAACAAGAAAAAACUUUAUCUGAGGGUCUUGAAAAAGUCCAAUCUGUUUUCAAACAACUAAUGAGAGACUGGAGCUCUUUAGGAGCAUCAGAACGCCAACAAUGCUACCAACCAAUAAUCGACGAAGUCCUAUUAAAUUACCCCGAAGAUAGCUUUAAGCGAAGCGAAAUUCAGGUUUUGGUACCUGGAGCCGGCCUAGGAAGGUUAGCAUUCGAAAUUGCUUCAAAAGGAUUUAGAUGUCAAGGAAAUGAAUUCAAUUUGUUUAUGUUGAUUGUAUCUUUUUACGUGUUGAACCUCUGCCAGGACAUUGAUCAGUAUUUAAUUUAUCCUUGGAUCCAUCAGUUUUGUAACAAUCAUUCUGUGGAAGAUCAAAUGACUGAGGCAAGAUUUCCCGAUGUAAAACCAACUCCAUCAGAAGAAGGUAAUUUUUCCAUGACAGCUGGCGAUUUUCUAGAAGUUUACACUACCAAAGAGGAAUGGGACUGUGUCGCUACAUGCUUUUUCAUAGACUGCGCCCCUAAUGUUGUUCAAUUUAUCGAGACCAUCUACGACAUACUGAAACCAGGAGAAAAACAACCAAUAUUAGUUCAAAUGGAAAUUUUAAAUCGGAAGAAGAAAUUUAAUUUAGUAAAAUUCAUAUUUGUCUUUCAAGUUUUCAUUAGAUUUGUUUAGUUUAAUUUUAGCUGGUGAGAACACAAUCCCGGUUUUUUAGAUAGAAAGGGUCACUUACAUCAUAUUUUUCAAGGUUUAUUUCAUUACUUAUUACGUUUCCUCGUGUAAAUAA